Trypanosoma theileri is the source of this 384-nucleotide messenger RNA. RefSeq lists its product as uncharacterized. The transcript has a single exon. The annotation marks the transcript as partial. NCBI's taxonomy places the organism in Eukaryota, Euglenozoa, Kinetoplastea, Trypanosomatida, Trypanosomatidae. The record is from RefSeq and is a predicted model, not a curated record.
AUGAAAACCGGGGCCCGGACAAAUAGGAUACGUAAAGAAGAACAACUUUCACGAAUGGACGCGUCCACUCAACACCGUGGUUUUCUUCCGUUCCCAUAUUCAAACGGGUAUACAAAAAAUUUUAACAGUAAAUACGCAACAUCAAAACAAACACGAGACAGUAAAACAACUCCAAGAGGUUUUCCCAUCAGGUACACUCCCCCAGGGUACGACUUCAAUAAACGCGGUAACAUUGAUUCCAGCAAGAUCCCACGAUCCGUACAUCGUGGCGUUGGCUUCAGAGGCCAAUCGGAUCGCCAAACGCAUGUGGACUCAGACAACAUGGGAGCAAAGAGGCUCCAUAAUGAGAAGAUUCAUCGAUUUCGCGAUGCAACACAGUUUAGA